This is a messenger RNA of Coregonus clupeaformis (lake whitefish), 706 nucleotides long. RefSeq names its product hemoglobin subunit alpha-4. The coding region runs from base 56 to 487 and encodes 143 amino acids. The record is from RefSeq and is a predicted model, not a curated record. Gene Ontology annotation, cellular component: hemoglobin complex; haptoglobin-hemoglobin complex; blood microparticle. The transcript is spliced from 3 exons. NCBI's taxonomy places the organism in Eukaryota, Metazoa, Chordata, Actinopteri, Salmoniformes, Salmonidae. Gene Ontology annotation, molecular function: organic acid binding; oxygen binding; peroxidase activity. Gene Ontology annotation, biological process: hydrogen peroxide catabolic process; oxygen transport.
CAAGCUUCUUUUCUUAGCAUCCUCAUUUAGGUGGAUAAACGGACAAGACGCAGCUAUGAGUCUCUCAGCCAAGGACAAAGCCAACGUGAAGGCCAUCUGGGGCAAGAUCCUCCCUAAAUCCGAUGAGAUUGGAGAACAGGCUCUUUCCAGGAUGGUGGUUGUCUACCCCCAGACCAAGGCCUACUUCUCCCACUGGGCUUCCGUGGCCCCCUAUUCCGCUCCAGUGAAGAAGCACGGCAUCACCAUCAUGAAUCAGAUCGAUGAAUGUGUUGGCAACAUGGACAAUCUCGUUGAUUUCUUGUCCAAGCUCAGUGAACUGCACGCCACCAAGCUGAGGGUGGACCCCACCAACUUCAAGAUCCUGGCUCACAACCUGAUUGUGGUCGUUGCCGCCUACUUCCCUGCGGAAUUCACCCCCGAGAUCCAUCUGUCCGUGGACAAGUUCCUGCAGCAACUGGCUCUGGCCCUGGCGGAGAAGUACCGCUAAACGGGAGUUCAGCUGUCAAGCUGUCAUCCGAGGCAUAAUGUCCAUCCAAUAUUGACACACUGACAAUAAACCAAAUUGAAACUCAUACAAAGGUGUUUGUUGUUUGUCAUUUUAAUUGUCUCCCAUUGUCUUGUGAUAUAUUUUGUCGGCUACAUUUGGAUUCUCUUGUAUAAUGGAUUUGUCACGUCAAGUAUAAAAUAAAGUUAACAGCCUAUUUCA